ACAAUAGAUGGCAACGCGACAACUAAUUCCAGUAAGGCUCCUCCUAGACAGAGCAGUGUCAUAUUCUCAGGUCCUGGAUCCGCCAGUAAAGGGGUUGGAGGAGUUGCAAUUGCAAACAAAACAGCAUCAGGAGUUUCUGGCAUUCCAGGUCGGGCAGGUGGAGAUCAUCAAGGAAUAGCGGAUCGAGCUGGCAGCGGACCGCACCAGCAUCACCAGGCUCAACAAGUUAUGACUUAUUGUUACCAACAUGAUGGAAGAUCACUAAUUCAAUUUAGAACAAACGCGCUCCUACUUUAUUGUCCUUCCAGUAGCCUCACGCAUUCUCCUUGCUCUUUCCGCUACCUACUUCUACCACAUUGAUUCUAACUCCCGCACCACUCCAAAUGCGCUCGCUGAUGUUCAUUCGCCAGGUGCCGUGAAAACAAGAGCAUUGAUUUCGAGUUCACUCGUCAGCGCUGAAGAACUAUUACCUUGGCUCGAGCUCUUCGACAGAUAUUCAGAGUCCCAAGAAGACCCCGUCUCAUCCAGAAAAGACCUCGCCAACUUGAUCCUGG
Molecule: messenger RNA, 554 nt
Organism: Amoebophrya sp. A25
Lineage: Eukaryota; Dinophyceae; Syndiniales; Amoebophryaceae
Source: the annotation of a GenBank genome assembly